AUGCAUAUGCCACCGUGGUUCACGUCACUGAGCUUUGAGAACAUAGACCCGGCUAUAUGGGUGUAUAUAUUUUCUUUAGGGUUGUUUUCCGUCUUCUCUCUUAUCGGACUUGUCUUUUAUCACCUCUACCUCAGCCCCCUUGCUAAGUUUCCUGGACCUCGGUUGGCCGCCGUGACGGGGUUCUAUGAAACCUACUAUGACAUGAUUCAUGAUGGGCAGUUUACCUGGGAGAUUGAGCGUCUUCAUCAGAAAUAUGGACCUAUAGUGCGGAUCAAACCGUGGGAGCUUCAUGUGCAAGACCCAGACUAUUAUAACACGCUAUACUCGGGGCCGACGCGAAAGCGGAAUAAAGACGCCUGGUUCUCGUUCCUGGGAUGGCCUCAGUCGAUCUUCUCAACGGAGGGACACGCGUUGCACCGCGUCCGCAGAAGCGUCUUGGGGCAAUUCUUCACCAAGAGAGCGAUCUUGGACCUUGAGCCGGUAAUCCAGGCCAAUAUCCAGGCUUUGUCUCGCCACUUUCGUCAUGCGGAAUCCGCACACGGUACCUUGGAACUUCAUGCCGCGUUUAUGUGUUUUGCGAGUGACACACUCUCACAGCAUGCCUUUGGGCAGCGGAACGGGUUCCACGCACUAGACCAGGCAGAGUUAAAUGCAAUUUGGAAGACGAAAAUGAAUUCAUGCUUUGAGCUUGUCCAGAUGGCAAGGCACUUCCCAUGGGUUUGCAAGCUCGCACACGUCUUUCCCUGGCCAGCAGGGAUCAUUAAUUCCUUUUUCGACGAGGUUAUCAAAAUGGAAACGGUGCGUGUGCUUUACUGUCGGGAUUCUUCGUCUAAAAAGCUGAUGGAAAAGCAGGAUGUCAAGCAAAUGGUGCGCAAGUCUAUACAGGAACGUGGUAUGAUAAGCAGUGAGAAACCCAAAGCGAUUUAUCCUACGAUUUUGGAAAAUGAAAAGGUACCCGAGGAGGAGAAAGAGUUUAACCGCCUGGCUGAUGACGCCAUUUUCUUGAUGGUCGCUGGUACCGAUGCGCCGUCCCAGGCCUUGGCUAUUAUCUUAUUUUACAUUCUGCGUCAUCCUGAGGUCCAUGAAAGAGUUCGCAAUGAGCUAUGCGCUGCUUGGGGAGAUGUAUCGAUGUCGCCUGGCCUGGCGGCCUUGGAGCAGUUGCCAUAUUUUACUGCAGUAUUAAAGGAAGGCCUUCGGUUAUCGUCCAUUGUCACAACGCGACUGCCUCGUAUCGCACCGGAUGAAAAUCUGCAAUUCCACGAAUGGGAGAUUCCGCGCGGAACACCCGUGAGCAUGUCGACCUAUUUCAUCCUGCGCGACCCCAAAGUCUUUCCCGACCCCACGAGCUUCCGCCCCGAGCGUUGGCUCCUGGAGCCAGACGAGUUGCGCAAGCUAGAGCGCUAUCUGGUCCCGUUCUCGAAGGGUACCUUGGGUUGCUUGGGCCCGAAUAUGACCUGGGCGUGGCUGUACUUGGUUCUGGGGACACUGCUACGAAAGUUUGAGAUGACUCUCUAUGAUACUACAGAACGGAACGUGCAGAUGGUACGGGAUAAGUUCAUUGGACAGACAGAGCGUGGUUUGAAUCGUGUUCAAGUCAAGGUAUUGGGGGAAUAUGAUUAGGCGGACAAGGCCUUGGAAAUGGGUUGAAUGAUGCCUGGAGAAGCAAAUGCACGGCGGUCUGAGGAAUCGGG
Molecule: messenger RNA, 1691 nt
Organism: Aspergillus melleus
Lineage: Eukaryota; Fungi; Ascomycota; Eurotiomycetes; Eurotiales; Aspergillaceae
Product: cytochrome P450
Exons: 4
Coding region: 1-1620 (539 amino acids)
Molecular function (GO): oxidoreductase activity, acting on paired donors, with incorporation or reduction of molecular oxygen; iron ion binding; heme binding
Source: RefSeq, a predicted model, not a curated record